Closterium sp. NIES-65 is the source of this 2529-nucleotide messenger RNA. Lineage: Eukaryota; Viridiplantae; Streptophyta; Zygnematophyceae; Desmidiales; Closteriaceae. The record is from the annotation of a GenBank genome assembly.
AUGUCGUCGUCGCACGGUGGUCGCUGGUUCGUCGCAGAGGGAGAAGGACGGAACGUGUAUCGUAACAGAGAAACUAAUAAAGGGUACGUCGUGGACUAUUCGGUAAACGAAGCAGUCGCCUCAACUGACGCCCUCGUCCCUUCGUCGCACACUUUCGCAGCAUCGUCGCGAUCCGACGUGGCGUCGCCUCGAAUCGUCGCACAGGGAGCGGAAUGGGCGGACGACUUCCCGCUCUCGUUCAACAGCUUCCCCGCCCCGCCCAACCCUCGUCGCACAGGGAGCGGAAUUGCCGCUAGCUUCACCCCCGCGUGGCCCAACGCGCGCCUGGAAGGGCCGGGGGGAGCGUGGGCGGUGCCCGUGUGGGUGGAAAUAGCGGCGACGGCGGAGAGGGGAGCGGGCGGGGAUGGGGGGGAGGGCGGGGCUGGUGUGCGGGGAGGCGGAAGCGACGGUGUGGUUGCCGGGGGUGGCGGAGCGGCGGGAGCGGGUGACGGAGGCGGAGGGGGGAGCGGGCGCGGGGACGAGGAGCUGCUGUGCCCCGACUGCCGCGCGCCCCUCUCGCUCCUCUCUUUCCCCGCGCUUGCCUUCCCCCAUUCCCCCUCCUCCCCGUCCGCGUCCGCGCUAUCUCCGCCCAUGUCCGCGGCGGAGGCGCGCGCGAGCGGGCGCGCGGUGCUGUUCUGCCGCCAAUGCCAGCGAUUCACCGACAGGCCGGUGGCGGGAGGGACAGGGGAGGCGGAGAAUGGGCGGAAGGGGAAAGACGAGGGGCAGCCGCAGGUGACGGCGGAAGGGCAGUGCGCAAGCGGGGGGAAGGGGGAAGGAUUGGGGAAGGGCAAGGCCGGGGGGGGCGCGAGAGUGGGGGAGUUUGUGGAGGCGGACUGGUAUGAAGCGGACUGGAAACAUGUCUUCCCCCUUUCCGCCGUCACUCCCCCCGAGCCCCCCGCCUCUGACGCGUGGCAGUGGUCCCGCUUUGGGCGGCAACUUAGCCGCCAAGACGGCCGCCCGGGCGGCAGGUCUGCGCGCAGCGAGCUGGACGGGAUGAUGGGCGGGGCGAGCGGGGGGGAAGGGGGGAGCGCGCGGAGGGAUGCGCGGGAGGAGUAUGUGAAUCGGUUCAAGGCGAAGCACAACUGGGGAGGGGCGAAUCUGGGGGAGAAUCUGCCCACGCCCAAGCAGAUCCGGGCAGCUCUGGAUGAAUUUGUGAUCGGGCAGGAUAAUGCGAAAAAGGUUUUGGCAGUGGCAGUUUACAAUCACUACAAGCGCAUCUUUCUUGAAAACCAGAAGCGGGAAAGACUUGCCAACCUGCCAGAGGGGGCGUGCGAGAACCUGGUGGGGGGCGGUGAGGAGGACGAGGUGGAGGUGGAGAAGAGCAACGUGCUGCUGAUGGGUCCCACGGGUUCAGGCAAGACCCUACUGGCCAAGACUCUGGCUCGGUUUGUCAACGUGCCAUUCGCCAUUGCUGAUGCCACCACUCUCACUCAGGCUGGUUAUGUGGGAGAGGACGUGGAGAUGAUUCUCUAUAAGCUGCUGCAGGCGGGGUAUGUGGGAGAGGACGUGGAGAUGAUUCUCUAUAAGCUGCUGCAGAGCGCCAAUUUCAGUGUGUCAGCAGCGCAGCAGGGCAUCGUGUAUAUCGACGAGAUCGACAAGCUUACCAAGAAGGCAGAGGGCAUCACGAGCACACGGGACGUGUCAGGGGAGGGCGUGCAGCAGGCGCUUUUGAGGAUGCUUGAGGGCGCUGUGAUCAAUGUGCCAGAGAAAACAGGGAGGAAGAAUCCAAGAGGCGAGUUCAUACAGCUGGACACACAGAACAUUCUCUUCAUCUGUGGAGGGGCAUUCGUGGAUCUGGAAAAGACGAUUGCAGAGAGGAAGCACAAGUCAUCCAUCGGCUUCGGGGCCCCCGUGCGCGCAUCGCUGCGCAACCGAUCGGUGCUUGACGCCCGCACUGCCGGCUCGCUGCUGCAAUCGGCAGAGAGCACGGAUCUGAUAGCCUAUGGGCUCAUCCCUGAGUUUGUGGGGCGAUUCCCCGUGCUGGUGGGGCUGCAUGCGCUCACAGAGGAGCAACUCGUGCAGGUUCUCUUAAAGCCCAAGAACGCCCUCAGCAAGCAAUUCGCCAAGCUAUUGGCCAUGAACAACGCCCGCUUGCACAUGACGGAGGGGGCAGUGAGGGCCAUAGCGCGCAGAGCAGCAGCGCGAAACACGGGGGCCAGGGGGCUGCGAUCGCUGCUGGAGGGGCUGCUCACCGAGGCUAUGUACGAGGUCCCCAGCUCUCUGGUGGAAGCAGUGGUGCUGGACGAGGCAUCGGUGGGGCACGAGGGGGAGGAGGGCGAGGACGGGGUACCGGGGUGUGGGGCCCACAUACUGCAAGGGGAGGGCUCGUGGGAGCGGUGGUUGCAGGAUAACGAGGGGGGAGGAGAGAAGGCGGGAGGGAAGGGAGAGGAGGGCCAAGGGGGAGGAAGCAAGGGAGGCUCAUCUGGGGGAGGUGGAAGUGAUGAGGAAUCGGAUGCAGCUCCUGCUCUUGCCACAGCCACUGCAGCUUGA